Gorilla gorilla gorilla (western lowland gorilla) is the source of this 2021-nucleotide messenger RNA. RefSeq names its product ragulator complex protein LAMTOR5-like. Gene Ontology annotation, molecular function: guanyl-nucleotide exchange factor activity. Gene Ontology annotation, biological process: positive regulation of TORC1 signaling; negative regulation of apoptotic process; cellular response to amino acid stimulus. The transcript has a single exon. NCBI's taxonomy places the organism in Eukaryota, Metazoa, Chordata, Mammalia, Primates, Hominidae. The record is from RefSeq and is a predicted model, not a curated record. The coding region runs from base 779 to 1048 and encodes 89 amino acids. Gene Ontology annotation, cellular component: lysosome; Ragulator complex; cytoplasm.
AAUUAGCUCUUAGUAUAUUAGAUGGAUUUGUCAUGAGCAUUUCCCCCCAAUCGGACAUUUUUGAUAUUCAGUAUUUGGUAUUCCAAACUCGUGGAAAAUUUCCCUAACCAAAAUAGAAAGUAUUGAGGUAUUGAUUAUAAAGUAAUUUUUUUAGUAAAUAUGUUAGAACCUAACCAUAUAAGUAUUACCUUCCUCAAAGUUGCUCAAGUUCUCCUUUAAGUAUAUAAUUUUGUCCUAAUUGGGCGUUUCAGAAUUUACAAGAAAAUUCUCUUUGUUUAUGACUGAACUAUACCCCUUUCUUUAUGGUUUUGAAAUACUUUAAUACCUGUGAUCAAGGUGUCUUUAAAUAAUUGCUUUCAUCUGUGAAUGGCGAAAUUACUAGCAUAACAAGAUUGCUGUAAUAUUGGUCAGCUUCUGGAGUAGAUAGAUAUAGAAUUGUGUAAUCAGUUUGUCUCCCCAGCUGAGGAGAUAUUCCUUCUCUUCUCGUUUUAUAUUUAUUGAAUUAUUUUUUAACUCCAAAAAGAAAUACAUGCUUAUUGUUACUAAUUAAAUAGUGCAGGGUUAUUCAAAGAAAUCUUAAUUUUUCUUUCACUACCUCCCUAAGGAAGUUAACGUUCACUAUUCAGUAUAUUUUCAUACUUUUUUCUUUGUUUCUGCAGUAAACAUAAAUAGCUAUAUAUAGUGUCCCUUUUAAUAAAAAUGUGAUUGUGCAAUACACAUUAUUUUUAUUCUUUGAACACGUGUUCAGGGUUCUGGGCCGGGGUGGACGGUGGGUGGGAUGGAGGCGACCUUGGAGCAGCGCUUAGAAGAUACAAUGAAGAAUCCCUCCAUUGUUGGAGUCCCGUGCACAGAUUCACUUAAUCUGGGUUGCCAUGGGACCCUGUCAGAUGAGCAUGCUGGAGUGAUAUCUCUUCUAGCCCAACAAGCAGCUAAGCUAACCUCUGACCCCACUGAUACUCCUGUAGUGUGUCCAGCAUCCGAUAAUGGGAACAUUAUGAUCCAGAAGCGUGAUGGCUUCACAGUGGCAGUACACAAAAUGGCCUCUUGAUGGCUCGUAUCUGUUCUUCAGCAGCCUGUCAUAGGAACUCCAUCCUACCUUUGUUAAUUAUCUUGUAGAACUACUAAAGUUCCAGUAGUUAGGCCAUUCAUUUAAUGUGCAGUGGGCACUUUUCUAUUUACUUAAGAGUAAAUUUCUUUUUAACACUAUGGACUGACCUAUCAAGAUAUUAGUAAGAAAGGAUCAUGUUUUGAAGCAGUUGGUCCAGGUCACUUUGUGUAUAGAAUUUUGCUAUAUUCAAUAAAUCUGUUUGGAGGAAAAAAAAACAAGUGUUCAAUGAGUGCAUAUUAUUUGUUAAGCACUCUUUUAGGCAUUAGAGAUCUAGGUGUGAAUAAAAGUAAGGCUUCCCACCAAUUCAUUAUCAUCUUUCUCUCUUCAUGGUUGAAGACACAAAGAUACAAAUUAAGAAAUAAAUAAACCAAAAGAAUUAUCAUAUAGUAGGCAGUGCCUUGGAGAGAAUUAACGUGGGGAAUGUGACCUCUUUCCUGAGUUACAGAGAAGGCUACUUGUGUAGCCGAAACACAGGUUAUCAAGAAGGGGGUCUGGUAUAAAGAAGGUGAUUGAUUCCAAAGCUAGCUUUGGGGAAGGAGUACAGGCUUCCUGCUUUAAGGGUAACUGCUUCGCUUUUGGAGCAGAAACCUGGCACUUUUAAAAGGCAGAGGAGGAAAUGAGCAACUGGGAGAUCCAUGUGCUAGCUCCGGUGCCUUAUCUACUGGGCAGUCGAGCUGGUGACUGCUGGUGCCUUCUUGUGCAGGACUAGGCCAAAAACUCGCCAGGUGGGAGAGAGUUUCAUAUCUCUCGAGGCAGUCUCCUGGUUGGGGGGUGGGGGCCCAUAGAAAUCAGCUGUUAUUGAUCCAGGCAACCUCCUGGUGAGUGAGGGUUCCUUUCUGGAUCUCUCCCAAGCACAUAGUUAGAUGAACUUGCUCUCUAGGGAGCGUCUGGUGAAGGGGAGGUAAAAGGCUAU